Messenger RNA from Brienomyrus brachyistius, 3950 nucleotides. RefSeq names its product collagen alpha-1(VIII) chain-like. NCBI's taxonomy places the organism in Eukaryota, Metazoa, Chordata, Actinopteri, Osteoglossiformes, Mormyridae. The transcript has 3 exons. Gene Ontology annotation, molecular function: protein binding. The record is from RefSeq and is a predicted model, not a curated record. Bases 151 to 2358 code for a protein of 735 amino acids.
CUGACCCAGCAUGCCAUUCCCUGGAACAAACGAUCAGAUCCUUUCUAAGCAUUUCAUGACAGCCGAGAGUUAGACGGAUCCUAAAUGUCAGAUAGAUGCUUGUCAAGGAGGCUUCUGGAGUGGGCGUCAACUAAAUAAAAUGUCAAAGAAAUGUUCCUUCUCUCCGCUUCUGUCAUGGUGUUUUUGGGCUCGUUGCAUGGUGUCUGUGGGGGAGCGUACUAUGGACACAAGCAGCUGGCCCAGCAGCACCAGCCUCUCAUGCAGUUACCUCACAUCCCCUUGGGAAAUGACGGGCUGCCCCCACAGCAUUACAUGGGCCAGGAGAUGCCCCACGUGCAGUAUGGAAAAGAGGGGCCUGUGCUCCCACAGUACAGGAAAGAAUUACCACACUUUCCCAUGCAUUUAGCCCAAGAGAUGCCACGCAAAGACAAAGGUAAAGGUAAAGCAAUUCUCAGAGGAGAGAAGGGACUUCCAGGAGACACUGGCCCCAAGGGGCCUCCCGGACCUCAGGGCCCCCCAGGACUACCUGGCCAUGGUCAACCAGGCCCACAGGGGAAACCAGGUCCCCCUGGUCCCCCAGGUUAUCCUGGCAUAGGCAAGCCAGGCAUGCCAGGAAUGCCAGGAAAACCAGGAGAAAUGGGACUGCCUGGACCAAAGGGUGAGCUGGGUGAUGUUGGUGGAGAAGGACCAAUGGGAUUGCCAGGGCCUCAAGGUCUUCCUGGACCUCCAGGACUGCCGGGCCUGUUAAAACAAGGGGGGCAGGGGUUUCCAGGACAGCCAGGUCCCCGUGGGGAAUCUGGUCAUAAGGGUCUCAAUGGAUUACCAGGCCUACCAGGGCCUAAAGGUGACAAAGGAAAUGGUUUACCCGGAUUACCAGGACUUAAAGGUCCGGGUGGACCCCCAGGGCCACCAGGUCAAGUAGGACUCCCUGGAGUAGGAAAACCGGGUCUGAAUGGGCUCCCGGGGACACCUGGAGUUUCUGGAAAACCAGGCCCUCCUGGAGAGCCAGGGAUUUCAGGACCAGCAGGUGAGAGGGGACCACCUGGGCCAACAGGAUUACGUGGAAUUGGUAAACCAGGACAAGAUGGGCUGCCAGGACAACCUGGAUUUCCUGGAGGAAAAGGAGAACCAGGCCCACGAGGUUUACCGGGUGCCCCUGGCUUACCUGGAUUUGGGAAACCAGGAUAUCCUGGUCCCAAAGGGGACAAGGGACUGGGUGGCUUACCUGGUGCACCUGGUGCAAAGGGUGAAAAAGGUCAUGGAGGCUUCCCAGGGAUGAAUGGCCCCCCAGGACCCAUUGGAACUCACGGCUUGCCAGGGCCAAUGGGGCCACCUGGAGGCCUUGGCUUCCCCGGUCCAAAAGGAGAAUUUGGUGCCAAUGGGCUACCAGGGCAAGCAGGGCCUCAAGGUCUACCAGGGCCCCCUGGGUUACCAGGUCAGCCUGGAUUGCCAGGAGAGGAGGGACAGCCCGGACCACGUGGUUUUCCUGGACCACUAGGCCCGAAAGGGGAAAAUGGGCACAAAGGAUUACCGGGACCGCCUGGUGGCCCUGGAUUGCCUGGCAUCAAAGGUGAAGUGGGAUUCCCCGGCGACCAAGGUCCCCAAGGUCCAAAGGGUAUCCCAGGACUUAUGGGUCCUGGUGGCCCAUUAGGGCCGCCAGGACUUCCAGGUGCCAAGGGAGAAAUUGGACCACCUGGCCAGCCUGGCCUCCCUGGUGAGGGAAUUCCAGGGAUCCAAGGUCCCUUAGGACCUCCAGGAAAACCUGGUUCAAGUGGGCCUCCUGGUUUACCUGGCAGACCAGGACAACCUGGGCCUCCUGGACCCCCUGGACCUCCAGCACAACCACCCGGCAUUGGACAAGUCCAGCCUGAGAUGGGUGUUGAUCUGGAAGGAGCCAAAACUUUACCGCAAGGUUACAAGAAGGGCAAACAUGGAGGAGACUUUAUGGGUCUAAAUGGCCUAGAUGUGCCUGCGUUCACAGCUCAGUUAACAACACCUUUCCCUCCUGUGGGUGUUCCAGUGGUAUUUAACAAGGUUCUCUAUAAUGGAGGUCAGAACUACAAUCCACAGAGUGGCAUUUUCACCUGCAGCAUUCCUGGUAUUUAUUACUUUGUUUACCACAUCCACUGCAAAGGAGCCAAUGUGUGGGUGGCUCUUUUCAGGAACAAUGAGCCUGUUAUUUACACAUACGACGAGUACAAAAAAGGUUUCCUGGAUCAGGCUUCAGGGAGUGCGGUGCUCCCACUAAAGCCAGGAGACACGGUCUACAUGCAGCUUCCAUCAGAACAGGCAGCUGGACUGUAUGCUGGCCAAUAUGUCCACUCAUCUUUCUCUGGAUAUUUAUUGUACCCAGUGUAACAGAAUUUUGAAAAGGAAAUACAAUGUUUUUUAAGGUGAGGGUUUUGAAAUCAACAGUGACAAGUGGGCAAGUUGUGCCAACUCCUACCUUCCAAAUACACAUCGGAAUGUCAAGGUACAUACUGCAUAUUCAACUUUUAAAGGUAUGAUACAGACUAGAAAACUACAAUUUCUUGUUUGUGAAACAAAAAUAACCUAAGUAAAACAAUUUCUUAACUACAGGAACAUAUUACAGACCAGCUUAAUAUUUAUUUUGAAACCAAGCAUCAGUAGUUUUUCAAUGACAAAUAGCUCAAGAUAGUUUAUUCAUGAACAUAUUUGGUAACUUCUUUUCUAGUUUUGUUGCAGUGAAAAAAGAUUAGCAUUUUUGUAUUUUUAAUAAAUGGGAAAUAUUACAUUUUCUAGUACCAAACUAUUUUCAUAACCUUAGUGUGGGUUUCCUUUGAAGCAGGCCUCCUAUUCCAUGAUCUAAAGCCAGGGACGGCUCCAGCUAAAGGAGGAAUGGGCAAUUACCUCGGGUCUCCAACUUUCCAGUGUUAGUAACUACCACAAUUCUAAUAGAGGGAUUGUAAUGCUCAUCAGUGUUAUUGGUAGGCGCGGCCUCCCAAGUAAAGAUUUGCCUAGGCAACCCUGUUCAAAAGUUUAUAAAAACAAUGUUUAUAUCUUCCACAUACUCUUUUACGUAGGAAUACUACUUUAAUGGUACUUUAAAGUGCACUAGUAUUGGGCUGGUUACAUGUGUGACAGAAAUAUUGAGAAUGACCAGUUUUUUUCACUUAUCAGUGCAAAGUAGGUAAGUGAACUUUAUUGUCAUUCACACCAUACAACAGUACAACAAAGGAUGCAUAGCUGAACGAAAUUGCACAUCUCCUGGCUCAAUGUGUAGACAUAAAAAGACAAGAGCACUUAGACAACAUACGGACUUUACAAACAAAAUUGCACUUCUUACACAGAAGUACAGGCCAAUACAAAAUAUCUACAUGAUGAAUGAUGACUGGUUCAGAUGGAAAGUGUUCAUUGCAGCUAACUUGUACUGAGGAUCGUUUCUUGGACGCAGAGCUGAAAAAAAUGUCCCCUGUGAUUCCCAUAAUGCAAAGCUGAUCAAAAUGUUUCUGUCAAUAUUGUAAUUCAUGUUUGACUACUGAUUACCUGAGUUUUUAUAUGUGCAGAAAAGCAUAAUAAAGAAUGUAAAGAGAAAGGGAGGAAUCUGAAAUCAAUGUAUACUUCUUUUGUUUCGUUUAGUUGUCCUGACAAUGGAGUUAAGUAUAUAGCCACAUGAAAUCGAGUGUGGGCGAUGUGGUGGUUUAGUAGACAGCACUAUUGCCUCACAUCUCCUGCCUCUGUGUGGGAUUGUGGAGUUUGCAUGUUUUCCCUGUGUUGUGUGGAUUUCUUCUGAGUACUGUUUAGAAAUGGUUGAUGUCUCUAAAUUGUCCAUUGUAUGUCUGCCCUGUGACGGACUGCCAUCUUGUCCAGUUGAACCCUGGCCUUGUUCUGUAUGCUACCUAGAAUAGCCUCCAGGCCCCUCUGCCCAGGAUAAGUGAAUGAAAUGCACAGUUUUAUGGUCUUUUUUAAUAAAGAAAAAAUACUUAUAA